CCACCACCAAUCUCAUUGCAAACAUUCCAAACACCUUCAUUUCUCUGCAAACCCUUCACUUUUCAUCUCCCCAACCAAGUUCAUAUUUUUCACUCCAUGGAUGCUACCACAAGCUCUGAACUCCCCCCUGGCUUCAGGUUUCACCCAACGGACGAGGAACUAAUCGUGUAUUACCUUUGCAACCAAGCCACAUCCAAGCCCUGUCCUGCUUCUAUCAUCCCAGAAGUGGAUCUCUACAAGUUUGAUCCAUGGGAAUUGCCAGAUAAAACAGAGUUUGGAGAAAAUGAAUGGUACUUCUUUAGUCCACGAGACAGAAAGUACCCAAAUGGGGUGAGGCCUAACCGAGCAACAGUUUCUGGGUAUUGGAAAGCCACUGGCACAGACAAAGCAAUCUAUAGCGGAUCUAAGCUUGUGGGGGUGAAGAAAUCCUUAGUAUUUUACAAGGGUAGGCCACCAAAGGGUGACAAGACUGAUUGGAUUAUGCAUGAGUACCGCUUGGCGGAAUCAAAACAAUCAGCUAACAGAAAAAUUGGAUCCAUGAGGCUGGAUGACUGGGUCCUGUGCAGGAUUUAUAAGAAGAAGAACAUGGGAAAAACAUUGGAGCACAAGGAGGCACACCCGAAAGUUCAAAUCACUAAUCUUAUAGCUGAAAACAAUGAUGAGCAGAAAACGAUGAUGAACCUUCCCAGGACUUGGUCCCUCACUUACCUUUUGGAUAUGAAUUACUUGGGUCCGAUUUUAUCUGAUGGUUCCUAUUGCUCAACCUUUGAUUUUCAAAUCAGCAAUGCCAAUAUUGGAAUUGACCCCUUAGUAAAAUCUCAACCCGUUGAAAUGGGCAACAAUUAUGUAGCAGACUCGGGGAAGUACUGAGUGAAACAGAGUAGCAACAUUGACCACAAGUAUAUGUGAAGCAGAUGAAAGACCUACUAGGAUAGGAAAAAACAAAAACAGUGUUAGAUUGUUGUCUAGUCAUGACGAUAAGCUUCGCCCAUAAAAUAAUCAUCAACACUCUAUGUAUGUCAAAAUAUGUUAUGUCAAAAAAUGUAUUUUCAAUGUGUUAUUGACACUUAUUGUAUAGAAGGACAGGUUAGACGCCACUUAAUUAAAGUUCAUACAUCAUUAGUUACAUUCCUUAUCUUGAUUCGGUUCAAACCACAUGCUUUGAUCAUGCUUCGGAAGCAUGUGAAACUAGAUAUGGUCGAUUACUUUUUGUAAACAAUACAAUCAUAAUUUAUUUUGACGAAUGAUAUAUUUGGCAAAUUC
Molecule: messenger RNA, 1263 nt
Organism: Vigna unguiculata (cowpea)
Lineage: Eukaryota; Viridiplantae; Streptophyta; Magnoliopsida; Fabales; Fabaceae
Product: NAC transcription factor 29-like
Biological process (GO): regulation of DNA-templated transcription
Molecular function (GO): DNA binding
Source: RefSeq, a predicted model, not a curated record